Molecule: messenger RNA, 597 nt
Organism: Xylona heveae TC161
Lineage: Eukaryota; Fungi; Ascomycota; Xylonomycetes; Xylonales; Xylonaceae
Exons: 2
Molecular function (GO): protein heterodimerization activity
Source: RefSeq, a predicted model, not a curated record
UACGAUUCCGCCAAAAUCACAGACACUGGGUCCGGCUCAGGGAUUCGGCAGUCCAAGAUGGGUGGCCAUUCAAUGUCCCUGAGCUGGUAAAGGAGCCAAUAACUCAGGGCAAAACUAGUGCGGAGGCAUUGCGUGAAAUCCAGUUUUAUCAAGAAAGCAGCGGCCUCUUUCUCCCCAACUUGGCUUUCUCCCGUUUGGUGCGAGAAAUCGCCAUGAGCUACAACACAGAGCUGUGAUUUCGACAGGUUGCAAUGCUUGCAUUGCAGGAGGCGACAGAGGCGUAUCUUGCAGCAUUUUUCGAUAGUUCGUGCAACUUGAGCAUUAUUUUGAGGUGAUGCAUUCAUCAGAUGCCAAUCUUCUAUAACAUGGAUCUCUGCUUUCUGCGGAUUGUGGUCGCGUUGUCGUUCAGACUGAUGGUCAGAAUCAGAUCAAGUAACUGGUCGAGACAUUGCUAUUGUCAUUCCCCUUGUCUGCUUGCCUGCUUGCUUGGAAAUAAGGAGUUUGGCUACACAAGUUGGCAAGAAUGCCCACUGCUCGAGCUGAUGGAUCGACAGGUUUAAAAAUUUGAUUCUAAAAAUUUGAUUCUACAACUGAGGC